UAAAUCUUUGUUCUGUGUCUGGAUAGUGCUCACUUCAGCAUCUGCUUGCAAAGCUAGUCUAGGCUAAGCUGUUUUGGAUACUGCUUUAGAAAAUAAGGAAUAUUUUAUUUUGCUGUGGACUGAAUAAUCUGAUUUUCUCCCCGACACACUUGGAAGGGAGAAGAAAGAAUAUUUAUUUGGUCAAGCCGUUGUGAACAUUCAUCUUGAAGCAAUGUCUCUUCAAUUCUUCCGACUUGCUCUUGUGAUUACUUCUGUGCUCCUGGUGAUUUUAACAUUCCCUGAUGGGUUGAGUGGAAACAAAUUGCGCAAGAUGAUCGAGAAGAGAAGUGCAGAUAAGAAAUUGACUGUUUCAGUUCCUGAGUCCAAGGCUAAAGCAUUCUUGAACAGUUUGAAGCGUUCAAAACGUUACAUAUGGGAUAGAUCUCGUGAUGAUGUUCAGCAGUGGUAUCAGCAGUUUGUGAACAUGGGAUAUUCUGAAGCUCAAUUUGAAGAUGCCGCUGCAUACUGGCUGGGUGUGCAUCAAGGCACAGGUGAUGAUGAUCAUGUCCGGUAUUACAUUCAUCAACGUUACGAUGGUAAUUCUCCAGCUGGCCCUUAUUAUUCCCAAUCUAUACGCAUUGGUGCUGAUGUUAACUACGAUGACUAUUAAAGCAAAAUGUAAUGAAUAAGUAUUAUGUGGUUUAACUUUAUCUUCCUGUUUGCAUGAAAUGUAUUAGUUUUCUUGACCAAGAGAUUUCCAACUCAUAAAUUGAAUGUUGUCACUAUACUGAACAACCUAAUGUGCAUCAUUUAGAAUGUAACUUUUGUACUUCUAUAAUUUGCUGAGUAAUUCCUUGAAUCAGAACAUAUAGUUUCUGAAAUGUAUUUGCUUUAGUCAACUGGCUUUCUAUACUUUCAAUAAACUUUACAGGAAGUGUUA
This is a messenger RNA of Rhincodon typus (whale shark), 919 nucleotides long. It is a transcript of the gene ecrg4a, whose product is annotated as ECRG4 augurin precursor a. Bases 212 to 649 code for a protein of 145 amino acids. Lineage: Eukaryota; Metazoa; Chordata; Chondrichthyes; Orectolobiformes; Rhincodontidae. Gene Ontology annotation, biological process: G1 to G0 transition; anaphase-promoting complex-dependent catabolic process; central nervous system development. The transcript is spliced from 5 exons. The record is from RefSeq and is a predicted model, not a curated record.